Nylanderia fulva is the source of this 1275-nucleotide messenger RNA. NCBI's taxonomy places the organism in Eukaryota, Metazoa, Arthropoda, Insecta, Hymenoptera, Formicidae. The record is from RefSeq and is a predicted model, not a curated record.
GAAUCGCUCUGCUUCGAACAGAUAAAAAUCCUGAACGCCAGAAACGGUGGAAGGUACUUCUUUACUCAUCAAGCUGGACUGUACAGCAACGCGUGGAAUUUUCACGUACACCACAUUUUGGCUUUAUUAUCAACUUGUGUACAAUUGUGGUUUCAGAAAAUCAUGACAUUGUUACCGCCAACGCCAGCGCAACAGAAACAAAUGGAUAAAGAGCUCCCACCUGAUCCAGAAAUGAGAAAACAGGAUAUCAGGGCACUUCGAGAAUGGCUUUUUAAGCAACCGCAUUUGCCAAAUCAUAUAGAUGAUGGCAAACUGGGAAGAUUUCUUUACAAUUGCAAGAACAGCGUCGAGAAAUGCAAAUUAAUCCUGGAAAGAUAUUACACCGUUCGAACAUCCUUGCCGGAAUUUUUCACCGAUCGUGAUCCGCUAUCUCGGGAUAUUCAAGACUCCGUUAGCGUAGUAGACUACUUCGUCUUGCCUUCGUUAACCGAGGAGGGAUAUCGUGUCACCAUCUUCCGAUUACGCGAUACUGAUGUGGAGAAGUUUUCUUUUCAAACGAUAGUCAAACGUAUCUUAAUGAUACUUGAUGCUCGUUUAUGGGAGGAAUCCUGCUUGUCUAAUAUUAUGAUUGUAGAUCUUGAGGGAUUAAGCACAGCACAUUUGGCGAAAUUUAUUCCGACACAAUCUAUCGUAAGACGAGCGAUGUUGGCAGUGCAAGAUAGCAUGCCUUUCCGAUUAUUUAGCGUCCAUUAUCUUAAUGCACCAUCGUUAAUAACCAAUAUUAUCAAUAUAUUUUAUCCACUCUUAAAAGAAAAGCUGGUUCAAAAGUUUUACAUGCAUAAUGGCGAUGAACAGGAAUUAUACCCUUAUAUAGAUAGAGAUAUACUUCCUAAUGAAUGGGGUGGCAAAGCAGGCACUUUUCAAGAAUUAAAUGCUGCGUGGCAAGAGAAAAUUGAAAAGAACAGAGAUUGGUUUCUGCGGGACGAGAAACUAAGUCGUACAGACGAGAGGGCUCGUUUGCCGGAAUCGAAAACAUCCCGUCUGUUAAUGGAACUUGCAGGAAUCCAAGGUUCAUUCCGAAAAUUAAACAUAGAUUAAUGCUAUUUUUAGUAUCGGAAGCAUAUUUUUGCGUCAAUAAAUCGAAGCUUUUAUUGAUCUUCAAAGCUACUUUUUAAUCCGAUUAAAUUGCAGAUAUAGUUAUUCUAGAAUUUUUAUGAACUUGCAGAAAAAUGUGAAAUCGUAUAGGUACAUACAUACAUGACGGAUUUUAUGAUA